UGACUGAGAUUAAACAAUCCCACCUGAAGCUCCGUGUAUCUGUUGUGGAGCUGGAUUAUAAUCAUGUGAUCUUCAUGAGCAGGUGGAGUUUGACCAGGUGACAUGAAGGAAAAGCACCAAAACUGAGACUGUUUAAAUAAACGGUCUCAUAAUUGAUAUCCUGUGUUCACUGCCAUUUUUAUUUUGUUUGUUUUAAAAGGGAAAAUGUUUUUAUGAUCAAUAAGAACACCUCCAACAUUGGUAGUUUUAUUUUAGUGCGCAUAUAUUUUAUUUUCAUAAGUAACCUUAUUUGAGGAAACCUGCUCCUGCUCAUGAUAAUGGACCACAGAGUGAAAAGCUUGAUAAACUGGAUCCCUCUGAUGUUGUCCUGUAUCGAUACACGCGCACUUUAAUGGCGGCUGUAUUGACUUCCUGGGAUAAAAGAUUUAAAAAAACAAAAAAACAAACAUCAUGUACGAACUAACUCCGGCCGUCAUUUACAACUAAACAGGAGUGUAAGCUGCUCAGGUGAAAAAUCGAGAUAAUGGUGCGGAGUUUGGCGCACAGUGGAUAUGUUGCGUGAGUGAGUGUGUGUGUGUGUGUGUGUGCGUGUGUGUGUGUGUGUGGAGGUGGUGGGGGUGCCUGUGAGAUGGAGAGAGGCUUGUAGUUUAAAAUGCGAUGUGACAGCUCAGGAAAAGGAGGGGGGGGGAUGAUAAAGGCGCUGUUAUUGGAUCAAUCUGGCCCUGAAUGCCCCUGUAAAACACUUACACACGCGGUGCGGGAGCGCGCACGCAUGCACGCACAAGGCACGCACGAGUGAGAGACGGAGGGAAAGUUGGAGGAAAACGUGUUUCCUUACUAGAAAAAAAAAAUUUAUAAUAAUAAAAAAUAAAGCUCGCGGGUUUUAUUGGUGAGAUUUUUAAUGGAGUCACGCGGUUGUUUGCACGCGCCGCUCGAGCCUCGUCCUCGUUGUUUUGACAGGGCUGAAUUAAAGGAGCGCGCGAGGUGUAAUUAGCGAUCGAUCCGGAUAGACUCUCUCUCUCUCUCUCUCUCUCUCUCUCUCUCUCUCUCUCCCGUUACUCCAUUAACCGCGCCUCUGACGUCACGGGGCGAUUAACGUUUCUUAUUGGUCCCGCGAGCAGAUGGAGGAGUCCUAAUGAGCUGGCUCGCGGACGGAAGGAGCAGGGUUGACAUCUCGGCUGGACCGUAAACGUGAAUACCUCGCGCAGCCCCGCUCUGCUCUCUCCGCCGCCGCACACACACACCGUACCGUGGCCGCGGGAGACGACCGUCUGCCUGGGUUCCCUUCUCUCCCCCAUCCGCCGUCACCUCCUCCUCCUCCUCCUCCUCCUCCUCCUCCGCCUCCUCUUCCUCCUUCUCUUCCUCCUCUCCCUGACUUUUGUUUCUGUGACUGCAUGUUCAGCCACACUGCCUCCCUCUGCAUCUUCACUUCGGCCCCGCCGCAGCCCGGGCGAGCAUGGACAGUCGGGUACUCGAGCAUCCUCACGCCCAGUUCGGAGGCUCCUUGGGCGGGCUGGUGGGCUUCCCGUACCCGCUCGGUCCCCAUCACCACCACCACCACCAUCACCAGCACGUCUACGAGCUCGCCAGCGGGCACCAGCUGCAGUCCUCGGCCGCAGUCCCCUUCUCUAUAGACGGAUUACUUAACGGCUCCUGCUCGGCCUCGGUGGUCAGCUCCAACCCGCUGCUGUCGCCCGACAGCCAGCAGUUCAAACUCUCAGAUUCUGGGGACCCGGAUAAGGACAGUCCCGGUUGUAAACGGAGACGAACGAGGACCAACUUCACCGGGUGGCAGCUGGAGGAGCUCGAGAAGGCUUUCAACGAGAGUCACUAUCCAGAUGUGUUCAUGCGGGAGGCGCUCGCGCUCAGGCUCGACCUCGUGGAGUCCAGGGUUCAGGUGUGGUUCCAAAACCGACGAGCAAAAUGGAGGAAAAAGGAGAACACAAAGAAAGGGCCGGGCCGGCCUGCUCACAACUCCCACCCGACCACGUGCAGCGGCGAGCCCAUGGACCCCGAGGAGAUCGCCCGCCGGGAGCAGGAGCGCGCCGAGAAGAAGAAGCGGAAACAUGAGAGGAAGCUGCUGAAGUCGCAGAACAAACUGCUCACAGGUGACAAUUUCCACACACCUGGAGGCUCAGAGAGCGACAGCGGGGUCUCCCAGUUCACCGACAGCGAGCAGCAGCCAUCCAGCGUUAACGGGACUAUUCACAUCGAACUGCCAGCAACAAAGGGAGCAGGAGGACACCAAACCGAUUCCAGCUGUGACCAAACACGACACGACUUCAGCCAACUACAAAACCACCAAAACCAAAGAACCGCAGGAGAACCGGAGCAGGUUUCUCCAGGCAGCACGCACAGCUCCAGCCCUGGAGGCCCGAGGUCCUCUGCCCUGCAGAAACGCAACCCCUUCAGCGUGGAGAGCCUCCUCUCUGACGCCACGCCUCGACGCAAAUCUCAGCUGGACUUCCCCUCGUUGCCCAGUCAGAGGACUCUGGUGGGCAAAGGUCACUUCUUGCUUUACCCCAUUACCCAUCAGCCCUUGGGCUUUCUAGUGCCCCAAACAGCCCUGAAGGCCUCACCGUGUCAGGACAGCAGCAUUAACAGGCUCAGCCUGGGACAGAGGUGCGUGCCAAGUGAAGGGAGCCCCGCUCCCUCCGACCUCUCCAGCUUUGUCACUAAGCCUCUAAACCCGGAUCCUACGGAGCAUGACACGCAGCAUCACCACAAUCACAUUAGCAAUAGAGUGGAUGGAGCAGACGCGGAGGAGUGUGGUGGUGACUGCAGUAAUGGAAGAUUUCCUGUUUCUCCUCCGCCCAGCAGCGCGGCUCAGACGGCUCUGGCCCGGCUGAGCUCGGCGCAGUCCAGUGACAGUGGCGAGGAGAGGAGUUUGAAAGUUCGGACGGAGGCAGCGACCGGCGGCUGCCAAGUUUCCGAGCUGUGUGUAAAAGAGAAGGGUGCGAGAGAGGAGAGAGCGUCUCCAGACCUCUCCGAGCGUCUCGAGGCAAACACAGACUGUCAAGAAACACCCGGAACAGAUGGAGAGGAUGUCGAUAUGGACUAACACUUGCAAGGAGCAAACAUAAACAAAGGACCAGGAACAACCGCUCAGACUAUUCAAACAUUCCCAAAGCUCUGCUGAGACACUCUAAAACAUAUCAGGAAUCAGGAGACUUAAUUCUCAUCUAUUUUUUAAUCAUGAUGUGUGAUCAAUCCAGAUGGCCCCGAACAAAAAGCCGCGGCCGUCCUCAUAUUCAGGCUUUAGGCCUCGACACCUUUAGCAGCAGGUUCUUUCUCUCUUUUCUGGUGACCAACUUGUAACAACAACAAAAAAAACAAACAAAAAAAAAAACCCCUAGGCGACAAUAAAACAUCUUACACACAACAAAAAUCCUCAGAUAUUGUAAAGAAAGACGAGAAAAUGAUAUUUAUAUGUAAACAUUUUGAUAAAUAAAGUUAUUGUUUAAAUUGAA
Acanthopagrus latus (yellowfin seabream) is the source of this 3470-nucleotide messenger RNA. RefSeq names its product homeobox protein unc-4 homolog. The coding region runs from base 1457 to 3061 and encodes 534 amino acids. NCBI's taxonomy places the organism in Eukaryota, Metazoa, Chordata, Actinopteri, Spariformes, Sparidae. The record is from RefSeq and is a predicted model, not a curated record. The transcript has 3 exons. Gene Ontology annotation, molecular function: DNA-binding transcription factor activity, RNA polymerase II-specific; sequence-specific double-stranded DNA binding. Gene Ontology annotation, biological process: regulation of DNA-templated transcription.